AUGAAAGAGAAGGAAGCGGCGACCAUAGGUUGCGGAAUAGGGUUAUGCGCAAUUGUAUCACCAGGGUGGGUGCGGAAAGACGAAGUGAAGGUGCAGGUGGAAGACGGCAACAUAUUACAGAUGAGCGGCGAGCGGAGUAAGGAGAUGGACUCCGAUGACGACAUCUGGCACCGUGUUGAGAGGCGGCUCGGAAACUUCCUGAGGCGGUUCCGGCUGCCGGAGAAUUUCAAGGUGGACGAAAUCAAGUGUGGGCUCAAGGAUGGAGUGUUGACGGUGACGGUGACGGUGCCGAAGGAGGAGAUGGAGAAGAAGGGCAAAUUGAUAGAUGUAGCUUAG
Molecule: messenger RNA, 336 nt
Organism: Camellia sinensis
Lineage: Eukaryota; Viridiplantae; Streptophyta; Magnoliopsida; Ericales; Theaceae
Source: RefSeq, a predicted model, not a curated record